Messenger RNA from Pelmatolapia mariae (spotted tilapia), 1603 nucleotides. Its product is annotated as N-acetyltransferase 8-like. The transcript is spliced from 2 exons. Gene Ontology annotation, molecular function: N-acetyltransferase activity. The coding region runs from base 236 to 907 and encodes 223 amino acids. NCBI's taxonomy places the organism in Eukaryota, Metazoa, Chordata, Actinopteri, Cichliformes, Cichlidae. The record is from RefSeq and is a predicted model, not a curated record.
AACAGUAGACGAUGUUUAACACUUUUACAGCUGUACUUUGAACCAAAUCAUCCUCCGAAGUAUUAUAUGGGCUUUGAGAGUCAAGCCUUUGUGCUGCUUUUGUGUUUUAUUAACCAGUCUAGAAGUUGAGCUGAUUCACGGUGUUGUUGCGCUUCUUCAUUGUUUCGUGUGUGCUCUUCUCCGUGAAGGAUCAACCUGUGCAAGUUCACUAACGUAAGGCAGAGUUACUUUCAUCAUGCAGCUGGUGAUCCGUCGGUACCGUCCUGCAGACAAGGACACAGUGCUCACCCUCUUCAGUAUUGGCAUCUUGGAGCAUAUUCGUCCAUGUUUCUAUAACGCCAUGACCAGUCCCCUUUACCUCACCAUCACCCCAACUCUGUGUGUUGUUGGUUAUCUCCUUGGCUCUGUGUUUGGGGCUGUACUGUUCCCAGCAGCUUGGGUAGGUCUCAUCUACUACUGCUGUCAUGAAGUAUAUGCCAGCUUCGUCAGGGUGAGACUUCGCACCGACAUGCAGGACAUCCCUGGGAAUUUCCUCAGCAGACCUGAUGACUGUUUCUGGGUGACUGAGGCCAGAGUUGGAGCGAGAGUCCAGGUUGUUGGUAUGGUGGCUGUGGUAGCUAAACACAGUGGGACAGAAAAGUAUGGGGAAAUGUUCAGAAUGAUCAUUUCCCCACAGUAUAGACGGACGGGCCUCGGCUUUAGGUUGACUCAGACCGCGGUUGACUUCUGUAAAGAACGGGGCUUCUCCAAGGUGGUGUUGGAGACUAGCUCCACCCAAAUGGCAGCCGUGGUUCUGUACAGCAAAGUGGGGUUUAACCGUGUCCAGUCUCAUAUCAAAGCACAGGCAGCUCAUUGGAUCAUUUCACUGGCCAGGGUCACGAUUAUAAGGAUGGAAAAAUACUUGUAAAUCAAAAUUAACACUCACUGUUGUUUUCAUGCUUUGCUCCUCUUUAACAGUGGUUUAAUAUUUGGCAAUGGUUAAACUUGACUGUAAUCAAAACCCUCUGGUUCAGGUGUAACUUAGGAAAAAAAAAUGCCAAAUCUGUUAUAUACUUUAGGACUAAACACUAUGAACAGAUCUGAAAGUAAGGAGCAAGAUGUUGUUACUAAAACCUUCUGGUUUCCUCUUUAUAGAGUACUUUACAUAUUCUCUGACUACACCUUAAGCCCUAAAAAAAUUGUCUGUUAACAACAUAAGCCCAAUUAGCAGCUCCAGUCCUGUGAACCAAGAUUCACUAACAGUUAAUCCUUACAUUGUGUACUUUUCAGUGAUGAUUAGAAUAAUUUAAUGUAAUCAGUUGUACUGACCACUUUCAGCUGUAUUCAUUUAAAAAAGAAAGGAAAAAAAAAGUUUCACAAUCUCUGUGUUCAUUUGUCAUCCUCGUUAUGUGAGAAGGAAGGUCUGAUGUAUGAUGUCUAAAUGUUUUUCUACUAAUUGCCAAGAUUUGGAGGAACGUUUUAAAAUGUCAUAACUGAGAUACAGUACACACAACAUAUUGUAAGCACAUGAUACAAAGUAUGUAAAAAUGUUGUAUGUCUUAAUAAUAUUAAUAAUAAAAACAUUAACUUUUAAAAGGUAAAUGUAGAGAAUUUAUAUGCAUCA